GUUUCAGCAGUCCAAUUUGCCCAGUAGAACCGUGAUCAUAAACAGGUUAUAACUUGUCUAACCUUCACCGAAGUCAGUUCCAGCUUGCUUCAGUCGCAGGUCUCUGUACGACACGCAUAACAGUUAAGCAUGGCUGAACCCGCGAAGGAUCUUUCCGGCUUCGAGAUCACUGGAGAAAUGGACGAAGAGGAACAAGGCAUGCUAAGAAGCCUGGCCGCUGCCAGUGGUGCGGAUAAAGCUGAUGUAUUGAAAGAGAUUCAAAACUAUGCUGCAGAAAACUUGGAGGCAUGGAAGAAUCAGAAGGUUUGCGUGGGCGUCGUGGGUGACCCCGGAGCGGGAAAGAGCACCUUCAUCAACUCCAUCCGCGGGCUGAGGCCGAAGGACCCUGGUGCAGCUAAGGUCGACGUAAAGGAAGGUACUAAAGUCGUCACCGAAUACCCCCAUCCAGAUCGCCCGGAUAACCUCAUCUUCGUCGACUUUCCCGGCGUUCUCCUGAAGAAAGGAAGUGGUGACCAGCGCGACUUCGACAUCCAACAGUACCUCAACGAGCAUGGGGAGAAGAUGGAGCAAUGCCACGUGUUCCUGGUGUUCAGCAGCGGCCGCAUCCAGCACAACGCCGUGCAGAUCGGGAUGAAGGCCCGGGAGAUGAGGAAGAAGGUUCUCUUCGUCAGGUCACAGUUCGACCUAGAUGUGAUGAAGAGGAGAAACGACGACCCAGAGUACUUCAGAGGCAAUACCGAGGCCGACCUGAUGAAGGAACUCCGCCAAGACUACAUCAAGGUCCUGAAGGACGUUGGAUGGGGGAAAGAGGUCAACCCUCGAGAUGUAUUCAUCAUCAGUGGCCUGCUGGACAGCGUGCUGAAUGGGUCCUGGGACAUCCCCAAGUUCCGGAAGGCCAUGAUCGGAGAUCUGAGCACUCUUCAAAAGCUGAUCGUCAUCAACACCUGCCGGGACUUCUCCAAAGAGACCAUCAAGGAGAGGGGAGACAUCUUCAGAAAGCGCGCGUGGUUCGUUGCGAUGGCAACAACAGCGGGCUCCUUUGUUCCAUUUGCUGGUGUUGCUUCUAUGCCGGCUACCUUCGCUACCGCGUACUUUCUGUACAAAAGAGGGUUCUGCCUCACAGACGCUCGCGUGGAACAGCUCGCCAAGAUGGCCGGCAAGAGCCCGGAGGAUCUCAAGGCGUUCUUGUCUACUAAGCUGCUGGGCAAACCGAAGUUAGAAAAGGGUGAGGAUGAGGUUAAGCUUGUUGUCGAGCUUAUUUUUGGUGGAUUAGGCAUGGUAACUGCCAUUGUUGUUGACCAGGUAGUAGAUGUGGCCGUUCCUGUGAUUGGCGCUGCUAUCACAGCCCCAUUGUCCUAUGGCAUAACAGUCAAAGUCCUGCACACAUUGAUUUCGCUCAUGGAGAAGAGCGCCGGCGAGCUGUUUGAUUAUGCCCUCAAGGAAAGUGAAGUGUGAAAGUUCCUUGAAGUGUUCUGUGAAACCCGCAUAUUAGGGCUGCUUGCAGAAUGGCUUUGAAGCGUUAAUUACACGAGGCGCGGACAGGCAAAUAUUGUCGGCAGGUGGUUGUUUCUUGUUUUAGAAAUAGGGUUACAAUUUGUUCAAGAUAACUUAUCGAACGCCAUAUGUAUAAGCUACUCAAGAGCAUGAUGAUGAUUUUAAUACCGUGAUGAUGAAGCCAUUAACUUGGUAAUGAUCUUUAGAGUCAAAGAUACUUUGAUACAUGAAAAUGUUACAUUUCACCCCAUGAUGAGUGAGUUUCCACUCUUUUCAUCAAAGUCCAUACAUUACUUCAUGUUUCUCUAGAGAGUGAAUUUUUUUUUCUAAUUGCUUUAAAGUAAUUCAAUUCUAAGAUUGCUUUAUUCUGGAUAAGCUGUAUUCCUGUAAUGUCUUAUUUUAGGGCAAAACCAGAACCUAGUCUCAAUACGAUGACAUUCUUUUUCUUAGGAUCUAGACGGUAAUUUCAAGUUGUGUGGCAUUGAUCUGUCAAGUGGUUUCUGUGGACUUACUUUUGUGCUGAAUAGAAGGCUUGCAAUCUUGUCUUGUGUAUUGUAUCGAUUUGAGCACACAUGAAAGAAUGAAUGGUUUGAAUGAUGGACUUUUGAUAUUUAAAGAGUUUUAUUCACAUGUCAUGUGGAAGGUUGGCCUCGACUUCCAUCCGCUCACAAUUACCUUACUUGAUGCAGUCACAGUAAAGCGUGUUAAAACUGCCUCACUUGCACCACGACAUUCCUGUCCAUUAUAGUGAACUUUGGAAAUAAUCGUUUAACUUCAUCGUGUUAAAGCUCAACAUUCAUCAAUUAAGACUGAAUAGUAAAUUGAAAACCUUUUGGACAUAACGUUCAUCCUCCGUAAAUCUAUCUGUUUAUGUUGUCAACUGGUGACACGACAGCACUGAAGGCAUGUUUGGCAUUUGUGUGUUUAUUGGUCGCGACGACAAACAAGAAAAUAGCUGGACAAACAGUAACUUUUGACCGAAGCCCACAAUGAGCCAACAAAGAGCCGACCACGGCAUGGUCAAAGUCCUCCGGCUGAUGGGCUAGUGCUGAAGAUUGGACACUCUGGCAAAACGUUUUAGAAUGUAUGUCUGGAAUUUUAUAUUGAAUGAUUGUACCUUCCUGUUUUAAUCUAUGUGAUAAGAAUUUUGUAUUAUGUUGCCAAUGAGUCUAAGAUGAAUGAAUUGUUAAAGAACCACA
Messenger RNA from Branchiostoma belcheri (Belcher's lancelet), 2693 nucleotides. RefSeq names its product interferon-inducible GTPase 5-like. The coding region runs from base 130 to 1455 and encodes 441 amino acids. The record is from RefSeq and is a predicted model, not a curated record. The transcript has 4 exons. Lineage: Eukaryota; Metazoa; Chordata; Leptocardii; Amphioxiformes; Branchiostomatidae. Gene Ontology annotation, cellular component: membrane. Gene Ontology annotation, molecular function: GTP binding.